CUGAAUGUGCAGCUUCUCCAUCCCCCAGUAGGCGGAGACAUUUCUCAAUAAAUGGGCGUGCAUUGACUGCCAAUCUAAUACGUCUGGGUGGCCCAUUCACUGUCUAUUGUAUUUUUUUUUUCUUUGGCUCCUGAUAUAAUGUCUUUUUUACUGCUGGUGUUCCCGAUGCUGAUGACAUUUGCGUGUGCCCAGCUGCAGGUGACUACUUCUCCUAUACCUGUUGUGACCCAAAUUGGCUCCAAUGUCGUCUUGCACUGUAAUUUUACUUUGGGAGUGCCUCCUGUGGACCCAGCACAAGUGCACGUGGUGUGGAAGAAUGAGGGAAAGAAAGUUUUGACCUAUGUGGGACAAGUCACAGCAUUCAGACCUGGGGCGCAGCUUUCUGAGGAGCUCCUGGCACAGGGAGAUGCUUCACUCACUCUACCGAACGUCAGCAAUUUGGACGGGGGCAGAUAUUCCUGCAGUAUCCGUUUGGCCUCAGAACAAGAGACACAAAGCAUCACUUUGAUUGUUAAGGACCACCGCCAGAUAUGGGUGGAAGGAACAACAGUUAUUGUAAACAAGUCUAACGAGUUGCACUGCUGGGCAAGCAACCUCUCAUCUACAAAUGUGACGUUCGAAUGGAUGAGAAAUGGCCAUGUUCUUAGUACAUCUGCACCUCAUGUUCUGGAAAAUGUUCCGGGAAAUGUCAGCGGACAGGAAGUAACAGUCAAAAGUUCAUUUUGCUUCACACCCACUGUGAAAGAUGAAGACGCACAGUAUUCUUGCCAGGUUCUACAGAAAAAUUCUCCAUAUCCUCUGAAAAAAUCAUUCCACCUUAAAUUUGGAGUUCGGCCCGACAUCGUCAUGUUCCUGGCUGGAAAAGGACAAAAGAAUUCCUCCCUUGUUUGUUUGGUAUCUGGAUUCUAUCCUGAGGAUCUGAACUUGACCAUGAGAAGAGAUGGACAUCCCCUGUCAGAAACCUCGAAGAAAUGGUUGAACCCAAAUGGCACUUUCUCAUUGAUCGCUGUGUACCUGGUUGAUGUGACACCCAGUGAUGAUAACAUAGAUUACACUUGCACUGUCCACCACUCCACUCUGCCGGAAGAGGCCACAGAGCGAUUACGGUUCUUAGUUGAUCCGUACGUACCCAAAAUAUUUUGGAUGAUAGUGGCUACAGUUCUCAUCUUGUCGGUUGGAAUCCCCUCCAUGUGCAAGCAUGUGACUGAUAUAACUGUGUGCAAGGACUGGACGGAUGGCUGUACAGCUGUGCUAAAAUGUACUAUCUCUGGACGGUACCCUAAAGCCAUAACUGCGGUGUGGAUUGUCAGGCGAGGAGACAAAGAGCUUGAGAUAAAGGAAAGAGGCUCCUUCCAACCUCUUGGGGAUUACAGAGAGUUACAGGAACAAGAUUCUUACACUUGCUGGAACAGCAUAAAGAGCAUGUCAGUUUGCGGAUUGCGUCAUUCCCUAUCCUCUGUCCUCUGCUUCCAGGUGCGCAAAGAGCAGCAUGAUCAAGCUGAGUUUAUCUGCCGCUUCAUGAAGGCAGACAAGAUCUUGGAUGAGAAAAAUUUCUUCGGAAGUGUCCUAGAUAAUUAUGGGUUUUUCUCAGUGUCAGAUAUCUGCAUUCCAGAGAUAUGCAAUGAAGGGGAAAAAGUGACCCUGAGUUGCGUCAUGCGUGGAAAUGUCCCACGGGAGAUCAGAGUGACAUGGGAGAGAUUCGUGGAUGAGGAACGGACGCUCAUUGCAAAAGACUAUGAUCCCAACUAUCAAGUCACUGAGAAUAAAUCAGGAGGACAGAUCUGCUCGUUCCUCACAUUCUGCAUCUGUAGUGCAGAUUCUGGGGCCAUUUUUACCUGCUCCUUCACGGAGAACGAAGGUCGUAUACUUGCUGAGCGUGUCUCCAAGCCUCUAAAAGUUGCAGAACCAAUCAAGAAUAGCUGGUCACGGACAUACCAAGACUGGGGAUUCCGUGCGUUUGAUGAGCCUGGCACCACAGAGAUAUGACACUACACUCUUACUCUACAUCUAUGGGUUCAUCUGAUUUAUAACUGGACCAAACUACCUUCCCAAAUACUUUUUGUCUCUACUUCCUCUGCUGAAUCUGUCUGCAGAUUCUACAGGGACCCCAACGGAAAGACCCAACUUGAUUGGCGUUUCGGAGAUGCCAAUGAAUAUUGCUUUCAAUGUAGAUGGAAAUUGAACUGUGUUUUACGAUAAACCCACAAAGAUCUUAAUUCAAGCACCGUGUUUGUAUGGCAUGAUUAUGUAGUAACACUCAACAUUCCUCAUUGUGUCACAAACUCGACGUGUGUAUAUAAACAAUGUAUCGUCCACAGUGGGUAUGCUCCAUUUACCCUUUUAAACUAGACCUGUCUGUCACCUAACAAAAACUUUACAAUAUUCUGAGAGAGCAAAACAAUUGUUUGUAUGUUGUAUUGGGUCAUUUUAAAAUUGUUCAACCGCUUAUUGUCCUAAUAAAUGGCUUACUUCAAGAGUCACGCUAUUGGCACCUAUGCCAAAUUUUGAAUUGGCCUAUUGUGAGCGGUAAAAAAACAAAAAGAUAGUUUAAAAAAAUAUGCAACGAGAUCUGGUGCAUGAUGUGUGAUACAGGAAAUAUGGUGGAAUUGGAAACGUGAUAAGAAGAUGAGUAAGUGAAUGUUUCAUUUAAAAUGAUCUAAUCUAAAAUGUUAACCCAACAUUUGACUUUGUCAUAUCUUCCUUGUGGACCCAGUGGGACAGUCCUAAAACUUGUAUUGUGCUUUCUGGGGGUUUCUGUGAUGUCCCUCAUUCCUAUGAAUAUCACCAACAAAGAAGGUUGGGAAGUAUCACCCAGGGAAUAAUGUAAAGUUUGUUGGAUGACAGAACUGCAUUAAAUCUCAGAGGGACGAAUUGCAAAAUCUUAAACAGAAGUUAAAUUGGACAGGUAGAGGAAUGUCUAAAACAAGAAAGGGCAAAAGGAAGACAGCCAGCUUCUCCAGGACUCCAACUCCCAUAAUGUUUUGUCAGCCAUCUGACCCUCCAAACAUAAUGAGAUUUGUAGUUUUGCAUCAGCUGGGAAUCGUUUGGCACACCCCCGGUCUAAAAAAUCAGUCACAAAAGACAGUUUGUGCUUGUAUGAGAGGAAGGUGGGUUAUUAUUGUGAUGCUCGAUACUCUACAGUGCAGUGCAAGUUAUAUAUUAAUUCUUAAUUAACCUAUAUAUAUGAAAUAAUAUAUUACAAUACAGUAUAUAAUGCUAGAUGGGAAGACACAAGGAUUUUCCAAGGUUCAGACCAUAAGAAAAUUGUUGAGUUAACUUCUUUUUUUUGCUUCUUGGAACACGCAAUGAAAACAUAAAACAUCACGUUCUACGAUACUUAAUGUUUUUACUGUAACUGUUAUUUCACUAUCCUGUGAAUAUGUAAGAUGGGGAACAAACUGAUUUUUAAAUGUUUUUUAAAACUACUACCGACAGUGUUUUACUUGAAAUGCUUAAGACAUUGCUCACUGGAAACAACCAAAAUAUUACACGUUACUCUUUGUCCUGUUCACUAAACCCCAAGUUUUAUUUACCAUGGGACACAGGACUUUGGCCAUCUCACCCAUUAUUAACGAUACAGAGCUCGCAGAACACACCAAUGAAAGCCCAUUUGAAAUAUCUUCUUUUGACUUUUUUUUUUUGUCCUGGGACCACGCGUUUCUCCACUGUCCGUUUUUGAAUUAUUUGAUAUCUGUAAUUAUUUUUAAAGAAAGAAACUGGGCUCCUAAAUUAGCUAUAUUUGGCACUAACAACUCUGCAAACUCACUUGUGCUUCCACAACAACUUUGCCAGAAUGUCUGCUGCGGAUUAGACAAAGUUCACUUGAAACCUGCAACUCAUCAUAGAUUUGAGUAAAGUAUUAUAAGUAAGACUUAAGCUAAAGGUCACGAGUUCUAUCAAUAUGUGUACCUCUCACAAACGGCAAAUAAACCCUUUUAGUGUAAACACAAAGGGGAAUCAAUGCUUAGAAAUGGUUCACAAACUAUUUUAAAACCUAAGCUAGGAUUAUAGCGGAGUUGAAGAAUUCGCCUAAAUGUUUUGUUUUUAAUUAUUUGUAUUAAUAAAUAAUAAUAGUUGGUUUUGAUCAUUGAUUUGCAAUUCAUGCCAGGUCAUUUAGGAGAUUCUUGGUGGAUGAGA
This is a messenger RNA of Pelobates fuscus (common spadefoot toad), 4137 nucleotides long. RefSeq lists its product as uncharacterized. Bases 139 to 1986 code for a protein of 615 amino acids. The transcript has 8 exons. NCBI's taxonomy places the organism in Eukaryota, Metazoa, Chordata, Amphibia, Anura, Pelobatidae. The record is from RefSeq and is a predicted model, not a curated record.